UUCAAUCGGUAACUGGUUGAUUAGUGUACAUUUCAUAGGUGUUGCAUGGACUAAUUAUAUUAUUGUCACCAGCAGAACACCAAAAAAAUGGAUCCCUUGUUCACCACAACUGAUUUAAAAUUGCCAAGCAAUUGGACUAACUCUUCAGGGGUCAAUGGAACUGAUCAGGACUGGAACCAGUUUGUGCAACCCGUUUGGAGAAUUGUGCUAUGGGCAUUCGCCUACAGUUGCAUGGUUACUGUGUCUCUGGUGGGGAACGUCGUUGUAAUUUGGAUCAUUAUGGCGCAUAAACGAAUGCGAACUGUGACCAACUAUUUUCUGUUGAACCUUGCGUUUGCUGAAGCGUCUAUGUCUGCCUUCAACACCGUUAUCAACUUCAUCUAUUCCGUGCACAACGAGUGGUACUUCGGGCUGAUGUACUGUCGCUUUCACAACUUCUUCCCCGUCGCUGCUGUCUUCGCUAGUAUAUACUCUAUGACUGCGAUAGCGGUGGACAGGUACACUGCCAUCAUCCACCCCCUGCAGCAACGCAUGUCAUCCACAGAGACCAAGGUGAUCGUGGGGGUGAUCUGGGUGCUGGCUCUGCUUCUGGCCUUCCCUCAAUACUACUACUCAGUGACCGAGGAGCUCCCUGGACGAAUCAUUUGUUACAUCGAGUGGCCCGAAUACACCGGCUGUGACUACAAAAUUCUGUACUACGUAUGUGUGACUGUGCUGAUCUACUUCCUGCCUCUGCUGGUGAUGGGCUGUGCCUACCUGGUGGUGGGCCUCACCCUCUGGGCCAGUAACAUACCUGGAGACUCCUCUGACCGCUACAAGGAGCAGCUCACUGCCAAACGCAAGGUGGUGAAGAUGAUGAUCGUGGUUGUGUGUACGUUUUCUCUCUGCUGGCUGCCCUACCACGUGUACUUCCUGCUCCACCUGUUCUUCCCCCUCCUGUUUGAGACGCUCUACAUCCAACAGGUGUACCUGGCUGUCAUGUGGCUGGCCAUGAGCUCCACCAUGUACAACCCUAUCAUCUACUGCUGUCUCAACGACAGGUUCCGAGCUGGCUUCAAGCAGGCCUUCAGCUGCUGUCCCUGUGUCCCCACCGGCUCCUACGAGGGUCUGGAGCUCAAGUCCACACGUUACCUGCAGACCCAGGCCAGCAUGUACAAGGCCAGCCGCAUGGAGACCAACGUGUCCUCCGUGAUGCAUGUGGCCGACGACCUGGAGCCUCCCAGGUUUGGGGCCCUAUCUGUGGCCGGGUGUCGGUCCGAGGCGCAGGGGGUUAGCGGAGGGGGAGGGGGGUUGUGUGCAGUAGCGGCACCCAGGUGCUCCUCUCUGGACCUGACCUCUAACGGCUCCUCGUCCCGCAGUGUCUCCAAGAAUGUGUCGGAGACCUCCAGCUUCUACUCUAGCAACAACCUGCCUGAGUAGAGAGGGGAAAGGAGAAUCAGGCACCGCUAAACACUCUAUCUCACUAUACCUGCCCAUGGGGGCUGUGUUUGUGUAUGUGUGUGCAUGCAUGCGUGUGCACAUAUAUUCCAUCCAUGUUUGUCUUUGACCAUUUACAUAAUGUCCUUUUUUAAAAUUUUGGGCAUCAAGUCUACCACUUGUGGCCGAGGCUUGGUUGGUUCCCCUUCAGAGGGCAGUGCGCUUAUCCAGUGGUCCUUGGUUUAAACUAAGGCAAUAAGGCAUAUCUAGGGCACACUGCCUGGUACCUGCUAUAGCCCAGAGAGAUACUGUAAGGGCUGGGUUCAUGACUGGGUAACAAGACUGGGUCAAUACGGGACAGGACUGGGUCAAUACAGGACAAGAUUGGGUCAAUACAGGACAAGACUGGGUCAAUACGGGACAAGACUGGGUCAAUACGGGACAAGACUGGGUCAAUACGGGACAGGACUGGGUCAAUACAGGACAAGAUUGGGUCAAUACAGGAUAAGACUGGGUCAAUACAGGACAAGACUGGGUCAAUACAGGACAAGACUGGAUCAAUACAAGACAGGACUGGGUAAAUAAAGGACAAGAUUGGGUCAAUACAGGAUAAGACUGGGUCAAUACAGGACAAGAUUGGGUCAAUACAGGACAAGAUUGGGUCAAUAUGGGAUAAGACUGGGUCAAUACGGGACAAGAUUGGGUCAAUACAGGACAAGAUUGGGUCAAUAUAGGAUAAGACUGUGUCAAUACAGGACAAGAUUGGGUCAAUACAGGACAAGACUGGGUCAAAAUAGGAUAAGACUGGGUCAAUACAGGACAAGACUGGGUCAAUACAGGACAAGACUGGGUCAAUACAGGACAAGACUGGGUCAAUAUAGGACAAGACUGGGUCAAUACAGGACAAGAUUGGGUCAAUAUAGGAUAAGACUGGGUCAAUAUAGGAUACGAUUGAGUCAAUACAGUACAAGACUGGGUCAAUAUAGGAUAAGACUGGGUCAAUACAGGACAAGACUGGGUCAAUACAGUAUAAGAUUGGGUCAAUAGAGUACAAGGUUAAUACAGGACACAGCACUAACUGAACCCGAUAACAUUCACACUAUCCACACACCUUCAACUAUCAGAAUGUAUCCAAUACUUAUCUAGCAAUUGACAUUUGCUUCUAAGGACCCACUCACCACACACACACAGUGGUGUAUGAGUUCAUAUUACCACCCGUACUUCUGAAUGGUGCAUUAAUGUUUGAUUGCCGCCCCCGUGCUGGAAGCACAGUCAGUCCUCACAGUAUAGUGGUUUUCUCAGCUUGUCAGAAACAUAUGCCAUUCCUGCCAUUCCUGUAGCAUCUCCUGAGCCCCUAUAGUGGAGCCCAGGGUUAACAAGCCCACACUCCAUAGGACACACACUUUGAAACAGAUUAUUGUGGCUGAGGUGUGUUUAGCUGGUGUCCUGUCAGUAUGUAGACUUCAGUGGAAUAAUGUGGGAUAGAGCUGAACAAACAGACCCUAACCUGAACAGUGAUAGUCAGCUGUGUACAAGACAACAGGAGAGAAAAGUGGUGUGAUUACAGAGGCAGGGAAACUGCACUGUGAGGACUUCCUCUUAUACAGCAUGAUCUUAUUGACAGUAAAGGCUAGAUGGAUUGUGUUUUCGGGGAUGAUGUUAGUUCUUGUAACUAGCGAUGGGAAGAUGUGCCUGGAUACUUAUAGCAUAAUUCAGAUAUGAGAGGAAGGGAGGCAGCUUAGAGGCCAUGCUCUCUUUAUGAGACCUCUGGGUCUCAAAUGGAACCCUAUUCCCUUUAUAGUGCGCUACUUUUGACCAGAGUCCUAUGGACCCUGUUCAAAAGUAGUACACUAAAUAGAGGACAGAGAGGACAGGAGGGGUAACAGAGGGUCAACAUGAUCUAGAGGACAGGAGGGGUAACAGGGGCAAGUAACACCUGUUACUUCAUAUCUCUGGGCCUUGUAAGAGUGAGUUUAUUGGUAGUGUGGAAUAUACACUGAACAAAAAUAUAAACACAUCAUGUAAAGUGUAGGUCCCAUGUUUCAUGAGCUGAAAUAAAAUAUCCCAGAAAUAUUCCAUACUCACAAAAAGCUUAUUUCUCUCAAACUUUGUGCACAAAUGCAUUGACAUCCCUGUUAGUGAGCAUUUCUCCUGUGCCAAGAUAAUCCAUCCACCUGACAGGUGUGACAUAUCAAGAAGCUGAUUAAACAGCAUGAUCACUAUACAGGUGCUCCUUGUGCUGGGGACAAUAAAAGGUCACUCUAAAAUGUGCAGUUUUGUCACACAACACAAUGCCACAGAUGUCUCAAGUUUUGAGGGAGCGUGUAACUGUCAUGUUGACUACAGGAAUGUCCACCAGAGAAUUGAAUGUUCAUUUCUCUACCAUAAGCUGCCUCCAACAUUGUUUUAGAGAAUUUGCCAUUACAUCCAACUGGACUCACAACAGCAGACCACGUGUAUGGCUUUGUGUAGGUGAGCAGUUUGCUGAUGUCAACAUUGUGAACAGAGUGCCCCAUGGUGGCGGUGGGGUUAUGGUAUGGGCAGACAUAAGCUACGGACAACAAGCACAAUUGCAUUUUAUCGAUGGCAAUUUGAAUGCACAGAAAUACUGUGACGAAAUGCUGAGGCCCAUUGUGGGGCUCAUUUGUUUUUAAGGUACUGUAUCUGUGACCAACAGAUACAUAUCUGUAUUUCCAGUCAUGUGAAAUCCAUAGAUUAGGGCCUAAUGGUUUUAUUUCAAUUGACUGAUUUUCUCAUAUAUGAACUGUAACUCAGUAAAAUCUUACAAAUUGUUGUAUGUUGCGUUUAUAUUUGUAUUCACUAUAUAAUCUACAAUAUAAUCUACUAUAUCUAAUAUAUCUACCGGAGACAGUAACUGAGGAGUGACAGUGCAGAAAGAAUAGUUAUCUAAUUAUAAUGGGAUAAGUAGAUAUUCUACGCACCCAAUGAUUUACAUUUUAAUGGGAUGAUUUGUGUGUGUGUGCGUGCAUGUGUGCGUGUGAGUUUGUGCGUGUGUGCGUGUGCGUGUGAGUUUGUGCGUGUGUGCGUGUGCGUGUGCGUGUUGACAGUUACAUGUCUCAGUGGGCCCAGUAAUCUGUAAAACAGAGGCCAGGAUACACUAGACAUUCCAUUACUCCUGUAGACAGCAACUAAAUGAAACACGCCUUGCAACUGAUUAAUUUACCAUGGGGAACCAGGCAGGCUGUGAUUCUCUGCAAACAAGCUCUCCCAGGCACAGACACUAGUCUAGCUAAAAAGGCAUUGCUCUCUUACAGUUAGUCAGACAACAUACGGACUGAAUACUAAAACCAAAAAUAGACCAAACACUCAGUUUCAAAAUGCUGCAGAAUGUUUUUCCAUUUCAGAUGGCAGGUUCAAGUGGGGAUUUUGUCAAAGACAGGCAACUGAAUGCGUAAUCAACCGCAUUCAAACCCCAUCUGUUAAUUGACAAUGUUCCAGGUUGGAUGGUAGGUUGUUUAAGAAAGCAGUGUUGGUUUUGAUCACUGUAGUGAUGGAGACAAUAAGUUUGCCUUGUUCCUGAGAGAGCUGGCGCCAGGCUGACUACUCAACUGGGUGAAUGUCCUCAUCAGUGCCAUCACUCCUCAAUCACACUAAUUACCCACAAGAAAAGAGAGAGACGGAACAGAGAGAGAGACAGAACAACUGCACACACACAUAAAGAGAAGCACACAGGCAAAGACACAGGGUAAAAAGAGAAGAUAUCUCUUUUGUCGUAAGAGUCAUUCUAAAAUGGUGUGUCUGUUGCAGAGGUAGUGUUUGUAUUCAUUAAAACGUGAUGCCCAGUUAGGUAAAAAAAAGAAGAAGAUGGUUGUAAGUGUGUGCAUGUGUGUGUGAUGUGUUUUUCACUUACCUGUAUGUAGGAGUCUACCAUCUACAUGAUGGACCCUGGCUGCUGCAGCGCACCAUGAGAUGUGCUUAUCUCUGCUACAGUGACCUGAGUGGUUACUGCUUUGAUGGUCCCAGCUGUACUGCUAGACAGCAGCUCACACACAGCUUAUAGUAUACCACAGUUACAGUUGCAUUCCAAAUGGAACCCCAUUCCCCAUAUGGAAUAGGUAGACAUGGGACGCACACACAGUGCUCUCUGAUACACUGCUGAAUGAGCAGUUCAUAUCUUGUGUGGACCUCUUUGUACAUAGUACAGUUAUGUUUGGGAUGUUCUUUAUGUACAGUAUAACAUUGUUGUUUCUUUGAAAUGUAAUUGUCAAUCAUACCAGUUCACUUCCUACUGUAAUGUUACAAGCACUUGCUUGUUUGCUACUAUACAUGGCUUGGCUUGUGAGGUCUGUGUUGAUCUCUGUUGUACAUUUAGUUUUGAUUGUAACUGUCAAGCUAGACAUCCCAUGAAAGCGGUUGACAAUAUUCAACUAUUACAGCUGCUGUGAUGGGGUUUACAAGCUGUCGGAGGGAGAAAUGGCACGAUGCAACUUUGAUCUCUCUAUUGCAUUAAUCUAGCAAAUGGAUUUCUCUUGUCAGGCGGUUGACUUCUCUGAGACAAUGUUGAACAUUUCUGAUACUUUGUCUGACAACCAACACUGACUGAACUAUUAGCCCAGUAGGCAGCAUCCAUGGAGGGAGAUCUCUGUUACAACACAACAUGUAUCACAGGCCAGUUUCACAUUACAGCCUCUAGCGGAGUCUCCUCCUCUGGCUACUAUCAGCAACUAUAUCCCAAAUAUCGAGAACCCUCUUGCAGUACAUUUUUUAGUGGCUGGGGGAGGAUUCUAAAUGUUGCACUGUAUUAAAGUAUGACUUUGAUAUUUCAUGCUUUCAUAUGUGUUAUUAUGUGUUAUUAUGUGUUAUUUCAGACAUGUGUUUCAUGUGUAUAUCUUACUCUUGUUGGGAGUUAUUAUGUCAGCAUUGUGAACAGUACUUAUUACAGUAUUAUCAAUACAUUUUUUUAGCAGGAUUCAUUAGUAAACAAUCGAAGGUAUUUACAAAGUCAGUAUUAUUUUACACUCAACCACUAUCUCUGAUCUACAUUAUCAGAUGUUUCUUGGAGUUUGUUUGCCUUUUAAAGUGUAACUAUAUUGUUUAUUGUUUGUUGUUUUCAAGGUACAGCUCAAUAUUGUGUUAAUGUUAUAAAUAAAUGUUACCUUUUAUUGUAGCUACCAUUUUAGUUCACCAUCAGUUUGGCAGGAAUAGUGUACCCUGUAGUAUUUAUUAUGGCUUCACACAAAUAGUCUAACAAUGUUUCCGUUUAGAUAAAGUUUAAACAUCAAUUCAUAACGAAUAAAUCGAAAGCAAACCUGCAGACCUUAGGAGAGAAACAGCGCCUUUAGCUAAAUAAUGUUGGGGAAUCACUAAAACAUCACAGGAAAGUUAGCUCUGUGAGCAGCACAGUCUGGUCUCUACCUCAUUGCAAUUCCUGACCUUCAGUGGAGCCCUCACCAGACAGAGGAGAGGAGAGAAGAGGGAGAGGAAAGGAGAGGGUCUAUCAGCCCUCACCAGACAGAGGAGAGGAGAGAAGAGGGAGAGGAAAGGAGAGGGUCUAUCAGCCCUCACCAGACAGAGGAGAGGAGAGAAGAUGGGGAGGAAAGGGAGCAGUGAACGAAGCGCCUCGUGUCAGAUGAAGCAUAUUUGUGUUUGGACUGGACCUUUGUUGUCUGUCUGUAAAAGGAGAGUAGAGGACAGUCUGUGCGUAUUAAACUCCAGUCUAUCUGCAUGGGCCUGGCCAGAGUCUGGCUGUCCACAUCUCUGUAGAAAAGGAGUGACUCAUAGGCCAUGUACUUUAUGGCACCUUAGUCCCUUCAUAGUGCACUACUUUUCACGAGAGCCUAAUGUUCCCUGGUCAAAAGUAGGGCACUAUAAAGGGAAUAGGGUGCAAAUCACAGACAGGGGCUUGGCUGUCCGGAAGCAGUUUGUCUUAGAAUCAUCUGACCAUAACAAAGGUUUCCAUCCUAUUUCAAGGAAAAUAUAAGAAUAAACCUGUAAGAGCAGUCCUGCAUGAUUGUAGAGCGACCAAGCCGCAGCCCAAAACUUCAAUUGCCUUGGUGACGAAUGCAUUAGGAGACAGAAGUGAAGUUGACAGAUAUGAGCAGAAUAGGCAAUGAGAUACAAAAUGAUAUUGACAGCAUGGAGAGAUUGAAAGAGAAGAGGGAGACAGAGAGACUGACAGAGGGGAGGAGACGGUGAGGGAGUAUAGAGGAGUCCAUGCUGAGAUUGAUUAUCACGUUGGGCCCCAACACGGUGGCUCCCGACGGAUCUGCAGCUCAUGUAAAUAAAUCCAGAUUUUCUUCAUUCACUCAUCUCACUUC
Messenger RNA from Oncorhynchus nerka (sockeye salmon), 7694 nucleotides. Its product is annotated as substance-P receptor-like. Lineage: Eukaryota; Metazoa; Chordata; Actinopteri; Salmoniformes; Salmonidae. Gene Ontology annotation, molecular function: substance P receptor activity. The record is from RefSeq and is a predicted model, not a curated record. Gene Ontology annotation, cellular component: plasma membrane; sperm midpiece. Gene Ontology annotation, biological process: positive regulation of flagellated sperm motility; G protein-coupled receptor signaling pathway. The transcript is spliced from 5 exons. The coding region runs from base 88 to 1419 and encodes 443 amino acids.